AUGAGUAAAGAAGAACAGCACAACGGAAAAGUAAAUAACUGCGAACAAGGACCAAAGCCUGGCGUUGAUCGACAUCAAGAUGUUGGCUUGGAAAAUGAAUAUGACGUUGAGUUUUGGAUGAAAGUAAGCUCAAUUAUCCCAGAAGUGGGUAAAACUUUGAGCUUUUAUGAUUUGGAAAUUCAGUUAAUUGAUGAACGUUUUACCGUUGUGUUCACUUCGUAAACAUUGAAAAUAAAAAUUUUUCGGGACAUAUUUUAACCAUAAUUUCCUUUUCGGCGGCGUGAAGAUACAAUUUGUGUUCAUUACUGUAAUUGUUUUGGUUCUGUUAUUUUAUGAGAAAAUGAAAUUGUGAGGGAAAGGUGAGAUGCCAGCAUAUGGAUCGCUCUGUGGCAAGUCUUAAAACCCUCCAUAGUUAAAAUCAGUUAAUCGUCAUUAUAUUAUGCUAGAGCAUACCUAUGUUUUAGGUUCGUUUGAAGCAGAGUAAUGGACUGACAUGGAGUAGAGCCAUGGAUCAAGUAACUGUUGAAAAACUAAUUCAGAAAUAUAAGGAUAAUGGAGAAUUGGAAAGGGAAGAUCCAGCACUUGUGAUGUUAAAACAGUGGCCAGGGUCUAAACAGUACAAAGAUAACCCUGAAGCACUUCCAGGCCUUGAACAGAAGGUAAAGUCGAAUAAUCUGUGUUUGGAUCAUUAGUCAAUUAUUUUCUUGAUGAAAAUUGAAGGGCAUAUUAUGCAUUAUGUCAUGCGAGAGGAAAGCUUCUGUAAAGUGGUAAUUGCUAUGCCAAAUAAUUAAAUGAAAAUUUUUUUAAAAUGAUGACGCGAUGUACAGGACAAGAAAGACUGGAAUAUCAUUUAUUUAUUAACACUUUGUCAAGUACCAUGUUUGAGAUGACAUUGUUUGUCAACAUAUGAUGAUUGUUGACAUGUUUUCUUGCAGAUCAAUGGUCUCUUUGAGAUUAUUUUAGAAAGUGAACUGAAUGUAUACAAUAAAUAUCGGACAUUCAGAGAUGAAAAAGACAAAACAAGGAAGACAUUGCUGCAUUAUGCCUCAGAACUUGGAUUUUUACUUGUGUGUAAAACAUUGGUGAAGAAAUACCCAGUGCUUCUAAAUUUACAGACAGAGGAAGUUAGGGAAAUACGAACCAUGUUACCAGUUGAGUUGGCCUUGGUUGCAGAAAACGAUGAAGUGUCAGCAUACUUGAUUAGGAUGAUGUGGCAUGAAAGGUAAAAUGCUAACUGUUGCUUCUAGAAAUGACACUUACUAUUCAAAUUAGGAAAUGUUCCCAAAAAAUUAUCCAAGGGCAAGAUAGAUUACCUCCCUGGCAAGCAGUAAAUCAGUAUGAAAAGCCCAGCUCAAGCUGCAUUUCAAUGCAACUUCAAAAGGGAAGUUUAGUUUGGAUUCCUUUUCGCCCUGUUUUGUUAAAGCAAUAUUUCUGAGAAUAAAAAAAAUGAUACAACCAAAAAAAAACCCUAAGGAAAGGUUAGAAAUCCAGAAAGCACAUGGUCAGCAAUUCAAGGAAUUGUGUGCGUGAAAUUCAAAACUUAUGUAAAUAUCAAGUAUCUAUUAUUGCCAUGGUACACAUUUACAUCAAGACAAUUAUUUUGGAAUAGAGUCAAUUAGAAUGGUCUGUUAGAGUGUGUGAACUGAAGGCUUAAUUUGGUUACAACAAGUUAUAUUUCAUCACAAAGAUGAUUCAUACAGUGAGGGGAGUUAAAAAUAUAUAUGCAAUCAUCAUCACAAAUAAAUUUACCCAAGCAUUGUAAAAUAUGUCAAAUUGAAACCAGAAAGAACUUGUGGGUUAUAUUACCGAUAUUAAUUUUUCUCAUUCAAUUCAUUUAACCCUUUAACUCCCAGAAGUGAUUAGCAUGUAGCUUCUGGCCUGGAUAUCCAUACAUUUUACAGCAAAAGGGUAAUGACAAUACCAAAACUUAUAUGUUUGAAGUUGUCAUCUUGAUCUAAUACCAAAUUCUCGUCACUAAUUUACAAGGAAAUGUUUAGCAGCUAGAGAGGAGAAUUAGCAAUCAGAUCUUGGGAGUAAAAGGGUGAAAAGAUACAUUAAGAUUGGUAUGGAAAACAAAAAUAAUGAUAUAAGUAAUAAAUUAUUGACAAUGAUGAUAAUGUUAGAAAUAGGUUCUGUGUUGUCAGUUAGGUCAAGUGAUCUGGAGUUCUCAUCAGUUGACAUGUUGUUUUUAUCUGCUGUUAGAGUCCAGAAACUAUUUUUUUGGAGACCAAAAAAUAUCGCAAAUCCAAAGCCAUCUUUCUUCAGUUUUAAGUCCUUUAUUGAGAAUCCAAAAAUGAAGGUGGGUAUUAUGAUUUUGUAUACAUCAACUGAGAGAUACAUGCAGGCCUGUUCCUAUACAAAAUGCAUUUUUUUCAUUGGUACUUAACUCAUCUCAUGCUUUAAAUUUUUCCUCUCAUGCUUAAAUCUUCAUAUUAUCAGAAUAGUUUUUAGCCAAGCAGAUCAUCAAGGAAGACAACAUUGUAACAGUUGUGUUUUGUAGAUUUUUUAAAUGUACUUUUGAACUGCAUUAGGGAAUUUAUAGUUGCCAUUUGUAUUUGAUUUCCACAGAAGACAGUAAUAGCUGUACUAGAUCAGAUGAUGAAUCCCCACUGGCCACACCUUCCAAAACGUAAAGACAGCUAUGAAAAUGAAAAAGAGAAGGAGGUUGUUGAGGGAGCCUGGCGUACAAUCACAGAUGAUCCUUUGGACUAUCAUUUUUACUAUCAUAUUUUGGAUGGUGAUGAGGGAGGACGACCCCCAAAAGUUAUGAUGCCAGGAGGACAUGCAUGGACGGAAAACAAAUAUUUCAACUGGAGGGACAUGUCUUGUUUACAUGUCAUUGCUAAGAGCAGAAAUUUGGUAAGGUUGAGGUUUUUAAAAAAGUAAUUAUUCUGUGUGUGGUAAUCCUGUGUUUGGAGAUAUACAUGCAGGAGUUAUCCAAAAUAUUUGGUUCUCUAGCUUGUUAUAUCAAGGGGUUGUAGCAACACUCUGAGAGUUUUGGGCUCAUUAGCUGAGAUACUGUCUUUUACUCAUGUUCACUAGCUCAUCUAGUUAAAAUCUUUUGAUUUGGUACAUUUCUUGCUGUUCCAGUAGCAUAUCACUCAUAUUCUUGCUUAAACAUUUCUUUCGGUUUUGCAAUUUUUCAGGAGGCACUUCAACAUCCUGUGGUCAGAAUGCUGGUUAAAGCAAAAUGGAAAAGUUAUGGACACUUCUUUCUCAGGUGCAUGUGAACCCAGCGGAAAAAAGUUGGUUACCUAAGAUUGUUUCAUCAUUCAAUUGAAAAAAAAAAAGAAAUAGAAAUGACUGUGUUGAUCCAAGCUGCUAGUAAUGUAUUGGAGCAAAAGAAGGGUUUAAAGUGGAAUUAUAGAGAAGAAAUAGAGACUGAGGUUAGAGUAAGAAUUCCCGGAGUGUUCCAAUCCAUCUGCCAAAUAAUAGAUUUUUUUAGAUGCCUGGAUAUGGCCUUCAGAUCUGUUACUACAAAAAGCUGAAAUGAAGCACAAAUGAAAGCAUUAUAAUGUAUACUUGUAAAGUAAAAUUUAUUUGUACUUAUUAAUAAUGUUGCUAUUUAUUUCACAGCCUUCAAGCAGCAUUUUAUGUGAUCUUCUUGCUGUGUUUGUCAUAUUCUCUGUUGAGUGCUUCCACAACAGUAGACCCCACCCAAUAUGGGGGGGAACCUGAUUCACUGCGUGGAUUUUGUGAGAUUUUCACCCUAAUUAUGGUGGUCUUUUACAUAUGUGAAGAAAUUAAUCAAAUGAGAUUGUAAGUAUGCAAUUCUAGUUAGUGUGAAAUCAGGUUAGAACACCAUUUUUAGCCAAAGCCCCGGACAUUUUACCAUUUGCAAGUGUACAUGUAGGUUGAUAUAGAUUAGGGAAGACUUGGUAGUAGUUUAGAGGUGGAAUUAAUUACUACACAAUCAACUUUGAGCGUUUGCCCUUUGUCAGAUUGAGUAGAGGUGAUGGAAUUGUUAGGUCAUGGUAAGGUUAAAAAAAUAAGAAUGAAUUAAUUCAAUGAAAAGUGUUCUUUGCAAACCUUUAAUCUGUCUGACUUCCCCUAGAGAGGGGAAGUUGUACUUCACAGAAUGGAUGACCCUGUUUGACUGGUCAGGCCUGUUGCUUAUCCUGUGUAUAAUACCCUUGCGGUACACGCAAAGUAAAGCUCAGUGGCUUGUGGCAUCUUUAGCUUUCUUGUUCAACUUCCUGAGGAUCUUUAAGUUUUCUUGCCUGACAAGGUAAACUGCAUCAUAAGCUACGUUUGAUAGGUUUGAGAGAAUGUCAGCAAAUUAGAACAAGAAAAUAAUAUCUGUGAAACUUACUCACACAGUUGGAUUAGGUUUGGAUUUUGGUUAACUAGCCUAAUUUACAAUUAGUGCAACCCCGCCAUCUUGGCACCUUCAUGAUGGAAAUUUGGACGUUUUUAAAACGUCUCAACGAAAAAAGAUAUAGAAUAGAAAGAUUAAAAAAAGCGUCCUAGGAGAGCAGACAGACGGGAGUAAUGGAAUUAAAAGAAUAAAGAAGAUGGACAAUUUGUUUAAAACAGCCAAAUGCUUUCCAUGGAGACGACGCAUGGCAACGUAUCCGCCUCACCUGAAAUUUUAUUAGAAGACUGUUGAAAACUGUUAUAUUCUUAUUAAGUAUAAUUCGAACAUCAUUAUGUAUCACAUAACUUGUGUCCUUAAUGUAAUAGAACCGUGUAUAUUUUUUUUCAGGACAACCGGAUUAUACACAAAAACCUUGGCUAAGAUCAUUUUGCACGAUGUGACAAGAUCCAUGGCGGUUUUUAUUGUUAUCUUUUUCUCCUUCUGUGGUGCUUUGUCUUUAUCGCUCUGUUACUCCGAUGAAAACCAACAGUUUAGGUAUGUCUUAAUCUUGCUUGCUUAAAUGCUACUGAAUAAAUGUGUUGAAUUAUUUGGUUGGCUGAUGUUUACUCAGCACUAUCUGCGAAUUUUAGUUGGAUGAAAUGUAUAUGAUAACACCUGAAGUGAUAUGAAAUUUCUGUUUAUGUGUUGCAGAUCAGUCUAUGUGUUACAGUCCAUGCUAAAUCCAUUUUUUUUUUUACAUUAGUGACUUCGGAGAUGUGUUAUUGAGUGGCUUUCGCGCGCUCUCUGAGCAAAGACCAAUUGCUUACGAUUAUUCAAAUUUCAAGUGAGUUGAUUUCUUUCUAAAAGGUCGAAUAUGUUUUUACUCCGUUUACUUGUUCAGAUCUCUUUACCUUAAGAUGAGUUUAUUACCACUAAGAUAAAAGGUGAAACUAACCACGUAAGAGCAUUUGAUUUAUUCCUUGCAGCUGGCUCUCCAUUCUGCUAAUGAUGGCCUACAUGGGGAUCGUGAUAGUAAUUCUACUCAAUAUUCUCAUUGCACAAAUGAGUACGACCUACACACAGGCCAAGAAAGUCGCCCGUCUGGAAUAUGAUGUGGAUCGUAUUCUACAACUCACACGCAUGGAGAGAUUUCCUUUUCUGGUAAAUGAACAUUCUUCGCUAAUGGAAUUGUAGCAUUUUAUCAUUAAGCGUGCACCGGUGUUCGUGAUUGACGCUAAGUGGCAGCGUGCAUUAGCGCCAUACGUGACUGUGAGCGUGAGGAGAAGAACGUACCGUUAGGGUAGGAGGGGGCUUAGGUAUAGUUGUAUUCUUCUGCAAUUGAGGGGUGGCCUCAUAGACUUAAUUACUUUUACAUCUUUUCUUUAUGCAGAAUCUGCGCGUGAAGUAUUACAAAGAGGGAGACUGGAUCAGUGAAAUGAAACUCGCCCAAGGUCUGCGUGAAGUAUUUAACCAGGACUAUUUUCACGAUAAUUUUUAUGCGUAGCAAUCGGGAAAAACAGUUUUUUUUAGUCUUGUAUCCUAUUUGUACUUCUCUGAACGAAGGGAGAUGAAGAAGACCUUCGGCACAGUUGAUACUCAGUUAUAAUAGAAAAGGAGUAAUCUUUCUCAUGCCUUAACAGCUGUAAGGUUCUUUAUGUUCUUAAAUUUGAUCUUGGUUUGUUUGUAGAUCUUCUUGAAUUCAGUGAAGAUCGCAGCCCUUGGGAGUCGGUGGAAGAGAAACUUGCUGCGAUUCGGUAA
Messenger RNA from Pocillopora meandrina, 6055 nucleotides. The record is from the annotation of a GenBank genome assembly. Lineage: Eukaryota; Metazoa; Cnidaria; Anthozoa; Scleractinia; Pocilloporidae.